UGAACAACAGCCUUUUAGGGGUCCUUCUACGUUUCAGAAAAGAACCUAUUGCAUUCACAGCUGAUAUACAGCAAAUGUUUUAUUGUUUUGUUGUACACGAAAACCAUAGAGACUACCUCAGGUUCCUUUGGUAUGAAGACAACAAUCUCAGCAAGAAGGUCAGGGAUUACAGAAUGAAGGUCCAUGUGUUUGGAAAUAGCCCCUCACCAGCCGUGGCUAUUUAUUGCAUGAGGUGCGCUGCAGCAGAGGGUGAGAGAGAGCAUGGGGCUGAUGCCAAGCAGUUUGUCAUAAGACAUUUUUACGUUGAUGAUGGACUUGCAUCUGCACCUACCCCUGAAGAAGCAAUUGACAUCCUAACAAGAUCACAGAAGAUGCUAGCUGACUCCAACCUGAAAUUGCACAAGAUAGCAUCCAACAGUCACAAGGUUAUGGAAGCUUUUCCAGCUGAUGAGAGGGCCAAGGAUUUGAAGGAUUUGGACCUCAGGUCAGAUGAUCUGCCCUUACAGCACAGCUUGGGGGUCCUGUGGAACCUGGAAACAGACAGUUUCACAUUCAAAGUGUCUCAAGAGGAAAGACCAUACACUAAGAGAGGUGUUUUGGCUACAGUCAACAGUUUGUAUGACCCUUUAGGAUUUGUGGCUCCUAUAACAAUGCAGGGAAAAGCUCUCCUUCGUGAACUCUCAGCUGAGCAGAAUGACUGGGAUGAACCACUUCCUUCAGAAAAGAAGGAGGAAUGGAGUAGGUGGAAAGAAUCAUUGAAAGAUCUCCAAUGUCUUCAGAUACCAAGGUGCUAUGUUCCGUUCCCACAGUCCUCUGCCCAAAGAAAAGAGCUGUGCAUCUUUUCAGAUUCCUCCAUAAUAGCAAUCGGAGCUGUUGCCUACAUAAAGUGUAUCGACAGUUUAGGUCAGCGGUACGUUGGAUUCAUUAUGGGCAAAUCCAAACUAGCCCCACGACCCGCACAUACCGCCCCACGACUGGAGUUGUGCGCAGCUGUUCUAGCUGUGGAGCUUUAUGAACUAGUUAGAGACGAGAUAGACAUUAACAUGGAUGCUGUGAAAUUCUACACAGACAGUAAAAUCGUCCUUGGAUACAUUCACAACAGCACAAGGAGAUUUUACACAUAUGUUGCAAACAGAGUGACUCAUAUCCGUAAGUCUUCUCAUCCUGAGCAGGGGCAUUACAUCUCUACAGAGAACAAUCCUUCAGACCAUGCCACCAGAGCUAUCCAUGCUUCUCACCUUCAAUACAAAAAUUGGUUCUCGGGACCAUCAUUCUUAACACAAUCCAACCCAGAGCCAGCACAGAUCGACAUCUUCACUCUAGUGGAACCCGAUGUAGAUGUGGAGAUACGACCUGAUGUAGCAACUUUGAUCACAACAACUACAGAAACACAGUUAAAGUCAAAUCGCUUUGAAAGAUUCUCUCAUCGGAUGACUCUAUGCCGUGCCAUAGCUUUGCUCAUCCGUGUGGCAAGAUCAUUCAAGACAACUUCAGAUCAGAGAAGCUUUAAAGGAUGGAAGUGUAACACUGAGGCAAGCACCGUAAGUGAGAUUUUUCGUGCAAAAGUUGUAAUUAUUCUUACUGUGCAGACUGAAAUCUUCAGCGAAGAAUUCAAAUGUCUGGAAACGAAGCACACAUUACCAAAGCAGAGUCCACUCAAAAAGCUCAACCCCAUCAUUGAUGAAGAUGGAUUGCUUAGGGUCGAAGGUCGUCUCGCACCCGCCAACAUGACAAAAGAAGAAAAGCACCCACUUAUUAUUCCUCGUACUCAUUACAUUGCUACUCUCUUAGUGAGAUACUACCAUGAGAAGGUGGCGCACCAAGGACGUCACAUCACAGAGGGAGCAAUCAGAGCUGCAGGACUAUGGAUCAUCGGGAGCAAAUGCUUGGUCUCAUCUGUUAUCUUCAAAUGUGUCAUCUGUCGUAAAGUCAGAGGAACACUACAGAUCCAAAAGAUGGCAGACUUACCAGCUGACAGGCUCUCACCAAUGCCACCCUUUACCAACGUUGGACUUGAUGUCUUUGGUCCAUGGACAGUUAUGACGCGUCGCACAAAGGGAGGCAGUGCAGACAAUAAAAGGUGGGCGGUACUUUUCACAUGCAUGACAACAAGAGCUGUGCACAUUGAGCUUGUGGAAUCCAUGUCCACAUUCAGCUUCAUAAAUGCAUUGAGAAGAUUUUUCUCAGUACGUGGACCUGCCAAGCUUCUUCGCUCUGACAGAGGCACUAAUUUUAUUGGUGCCUGUAAAGAAUUGAAAAUCGACCAUAGUGAUGCAACAUUAAACAGCUACCUUCAGGAGAAAAACUGUACAUGGCAGUUUAAUCCCCCACAUUCUUCACACAUGGGAUCAUGGGAAAGACUCAUUGGGAUAACCAGGCGGAUCCUGGAUGCCAUGCUUCUUCAGUCUGAACAAACUCGGCUCACACAUGAAGUACUGAGUACCUUGAUGGCUGAGGUGAUGGCAAUAAUAUAUGCCAGACCAUUACUGUCAGUGUCUACUGACCCAGACAUGCCAACUUUUUUCACGCCGGCAAUGAUCUUAACUCAGAAGACCAGUGCUCUAGAGGCCCCAUCUGGCAAAUUUGACCCAGCAGAGCUUCAUACUAAACAAUGGAAACAAGUUCAGUGUCUUGCAGACACCUUCCGGAAGAGAUGGAGGAGGGAGUACCUUGCCACUCUUCAGAGUCGACAAAAAUGGACAGACGACAAGCCCAACAUCAAACUUGGAGAUGUUGUUUUGCUCAAAGAAAAACAAGCUCACAGGAAUGACUGGCCGUUGGGACGUGUCAUCAAAACAUUCCUCAGCAGUGACAACAAGGUUCAAAAGGCAGAAGUAAAAACAGUAAAAGAAGGAACUGUGAAAGUGUUUCUGAGACCAAUCUCUGACAUGGUUGUUCUUUUAACUUGA
Molecule: messenger RNA, 2909 nt
Organism: Cyprinus carpio (common carp)
Lineage: Eukaryota; Metazoa; Chordata; Actinopteri; Cypriniformes; Cyprinidae
Exons: 1
Coding region: 75-2909 (944 amino acids)
Biological process (GO): DNA integration
Molecular function (GO): nucleic acid binding
Source: RefSeq, a predicted model, not a curated record